This is a messenger RNA of Drosophila bipectinata, 1078 nucleotides long. RefSeq lists its product as uncharacterized. NCBI's taxonomy places the organism in Eukaryota, Metazoa, Arthropoda, Insecta, Diptera, Drosophilidae. The record is from RefSeq and is a predicted model, not a curated record. Gene Ontology annotation, biological process: cellular response to reactive oxygen species. Gene Ontology annotation, cellular component: cytoplasm; mitochondrion; membrane.
ACGUACCAACAACAACAGCCUAUACGGUCCUGCUCUUUGUUAGUUUUUAGUUUACGAGCGACGUAAUCUGUUUGCUUGAUGACUGGCGUUGCGCCAAACGUGCCGUUAUUUUCCAUUCAUGCGAAAUCUUGGGGAAGAGCGAGCGGUGGUCGCCCUCCCCUCUGGCUCUGUUACAUAAAGUCCUUGUGAGAACACUUCCGCCAGAUGACACGCACUCUCGGAGAGCUCUGCCGUCACAUUUGAGGGUCAAUAUCGGCGCAAAGAGGUUUUUCCCCUGCAAACAGAAUGCAUUGGACUGGUUCGUGCAUAUUGAUGCACUCGGAGUGGGCCUCGCAUGUUGCUCACCAUGUUCGAAAUUAGAAAUUGCCUCAGGGGGGAGGAACUUUUAGUUUUCGUGCGGCAUCCACCGCGAUCAAGUGCCGAUCCAAGCAGUCAGAGAACACAGCCGAGAUUGCAAUGGCAGCCCCACUGCUGUGGCAGAACUUCAAGGCGCUCGUCACCCGAUACCCCAUAAUGCGUGGCAUGAUAUCAUACAGCCUGAUCUGGCCCACGGGCAGCCUUAUCCAGCAGACAGUGGAGGGCAGGAGUUGGGGUACCUAUGACUGGUGGCGUGUCUUGCGCUUUAGCAUGUAUGGCGGACUCUUCGUGGCUCCAACACUCUACGGAUGGGUCAAGGUCUCCAGCGCCAUGUGGCCGCAGACAUCUUUUAAAACUGGAGUGAUCAAAGCGGCGGUGGAGACGAUAUCCUAUACGCCCGGUGCUAUGACAUGCUUUUACUUUUUCAUGAGUCUCCUUGAGUCCAAGACGGUGGAGGAAGCUGUGACCGAGGUCGGCAUUAAGUUCCUACCUACAUACAAGGUGGCAUUGUCGGUUUGGCCCCUGGUGGCCACCAUAAACUUCACGCUAAUCCCGGAGCGGAAUCGUGUUCCGUUCAUCAGCGCCUGCAGCCUGUGCUGGACCUGCUUCCUGGCAUAUAUGAAGCAUCUGGAACACCACGAGGUGGACACAGCCAUUUAAUGUGCCUAGUAUUGUUUCUGUAAUAAUAUUUUUUGAAUAAAGUAGCCAUUUAAUGUAAGGA